Messenger RNA from Miscanthus lutarioriparius, 1287 nucleotides. The record is from the annotation of a GenBank genome assembly. NCBI's taxonomy places the organism in Eukaryota, Viridiplantae, Streptophyta, Magnoliopsida, Poales, Poaceae.
AUGGCCGUCCCCACCUCCACCUCCUCUUCGCUCCCACUCCUCUUCCUCCAUCGCGGCACCGCAAACCCUAGCCCCGCGGUUCUCUCCUUCCCGUCCUCCCUCCGUGGCGUGUCCCUCCGCUCCCGGGCUGCCGCCGCACCGCCUGCAGAGACCCUUUCUGACGACGGUAUCCCCGACGCGCCACCGGAAGGGGAGGGAACGGGAAUUCCGUUGCCAUCGUCGAUUGGGGAUGAUGGGGAGCAGUUAUUGUAUGGAACUGCUGGAAAAGAAAUUGUUACAAGGCCUUGUGCACAGUUGGGCUCCUCUCAUAGUGAUUCUUUAGAUGUAUCACAAGAGAAAAUAGUGAUAAUAAACAGAUACGGAGAGAAACUUGUUGGUGUUUUGCAUGAAGCUGGAUCUAAGGACCUUGUAGUGUUGUGCCACGGAUUUAGGUCAUCAAAGGAAAGUAGAACUCUGUUAAGUCUUGCUGAUGCAUUGACAUCAGAAAAUAUCGGCAUAUUUCGUUUUGAUUUUUCUGCAAUGGAGAAAGUGAAGCGUGACACCCAUGCUGUUGCUGGCCACAGUAAGGGAGGAAAUGUGGUUAUCCUCUAUGCAUCCAUGUAUCACGAUAUAUCUAAAGUUAUUAACCUGUCUGGAAGGUUUAAUCUGGAACGUGGAAUUGGAGAUCAUUUUGGAAAUGAUUACAUGGAAAGGAUUAAUCAGCAUGGUUUCAUUGAUGUGGAAGACAAAACAGGACGUAUCAUCUACCGCGUGACCAAAGAAAGUCUGAUGGAUCGUCUUAAGACAGAUAUGCACUCUGCAUGCUUGUCUAUUGACUCAAAACUGCAGGGUGUUGACAGACAUGGUGCUAAUGAUGAUGUUGUGCCAUCAGAGGAUGCUCUAGAGUUUGAUAAGUAUAUAAGCAACCAUGAAUUGCAUAUUAUUGAAAGAGCUGAUCAUAGAUAUGCAUCUCAUCAUCUUGAAUUAGCUGCAAUUCUCGCACCCAAGCAGAAGAUCAGAAUCAAGCUGCGGUCCUACUGGGUGCCGUUGAUAGAGGACUCCUGCAAGAAGAUAAUUGAAGCUGCCAAAACAACCAACGCAAAGACCAUGGGUCCCGUUCCUCUGCCCACUAAGCGGAGAGUCUAUUGUGUGCUCAACUCUCCUCACGUGCACAAGGACUCACGGUUCCAUUUCGAGAUCCGGACGCAUCAGCGGCUGAUUGAUAUCAUGUAUCCAACUGCCCAAACAAUUGAUUCACUGAUGCAACUCCAGCUCCCUGCCGGUGUGGAUGUUGAGGUUAAGCUAUGA